CAUUGCGGGCGGUGGUGCGGUCGGCAUUGAACUUGCCGGCGAGAUUCGUGAAGCACAUCCGAACACCAAGGUCACCAUCGUCCACAGCGAGACGCGCCUGUUGAGCGACGUCUACCCUGAAAAGCUCCGAAAGAACUUAGAACAGAAGGUUCUCGCCCAGGGGAUCACUCUCAUAGACCAAGACUAUAUCGACGUCUUCCCCGAUCCACUUUUUGUCACCGAUGUCGUCACGCGCAAGGGCAAGACGAUCAAGGAUGCCGAUCUUGUGAUCCAGGCCUUCGGCUCGCGUCCAAACACAGAUGUCAUUAACACGCUCGGAGCGGGCGUCCUCACCGAGGCCGGCCACGUCAAGGUGAAGCCGACGCUCGAGCUGCCGGACCACCCGGGUGUGUUUGCCGCGGGCGACAUCAUCGACUGGCACGAGCAGAAGCAGGCCCUCAAAAGCGGGAGCCACAUGUCCGUCGUCGUGCCGAACCUGCUCAGUUUCCUCCGGGGCCAGUCCCAGAAGAAAGUCUACAAGGGCUCGACAGAGAUGAUCGUCGUCCCCAUCGGAAGGCUGCAUGGCUCGGGAUAUUUUGGUGUUCUCUGGGGCGUCAUUCUUGGCGACUGGUUCGCCAGCAUGAUCAAGGGGAAGGACCUUCUCGUAGACAUGUCACGGAAAUCUCUCAAUUACUAG
Molecule: messenger RNA, 676 nt
Organism: Phanerochaete carnosa HHB-10118-sp
Lineage: Eukaryota; Fungi; Basidiomycota; Agaricomycetes; Polyporales; Phanerochaetaceae
Exons: 5
Cellular component (GO): cytoplasm
Molecular function (GO): flavin adenine dinucleotide binding; electron-transferring-flavoprotein dehydrogenase activity
Source: RefSeq, a predicted model, not a curated record